AUGGUGAAGAUCAAAAUGCCCUUCUCGUUCUUCCUCUUGCUUUUCCUUUUUGUGCUCUCCACCGCGGCGGCGAGCAGUCCGCCGAACGUGACGCUGCUCACGUUGGGCGACUUGUGGAAGACGCGCGGACUCACGCGGACGCAUCUGUUUCCGACGAAGACGUCGGCCGUCUAUCCCGAGUUUGCGGCGAUUCCGAGCAGCCAGGGCGACAGUCGGAUCCACUUGACACGUGUCGCGUUGGACAGGGCGGUGGCCAAUGUGGCCGAGAUGAACGGCGUGCUCAUUCACUCGAUUUGCUCCUACAGGUGAGUCGCUAACUUUGUCUUGAAAGCUUAUGGGGCUAUUCAGCGUAUGUUUGUUUACCGUUUUUUUACACCGCUGAAUUGGGUUUUUUGACGUAAAAAAACGAAAAAAAACGGAAAAAAAUCAUUUUUUUUCACAGCCUGAAUAACCCCAUUAGGCCCUAUCUCGGCGAACCUCUGUAGGUUUAGCGCAAAGCAAAAUUUUAAAAAUUCGCCGAGUAUUUGAGCAAAGUUUGAAGCAAGUUGCCCGAAAAAUGCGGUCAUUUCAGUGCUGCGCCUUUGAUUCUACCGUACACCGUUAAUCGAUGUUUCGCAACUCAACUUCUCGAUAGCCACGUGAACUUUCACAAAGCAAUUUUUAUCGCAAAGUAGUUUACGUUAGUUGCGUCGGGUUGCGAAACAUCGGCUAGACUGUCUUUCACUCAGAAAUUCGUAUUGCGCGACUCUAGGCGGCCUAAAAUUGUUUCUUGCAGACACCUGAACGUCACCUUCUACACUCUGAACACCCAAUUCGGAAUCGGUCGAAGCGAGGUGCUCAUCGACGCGAACAUGACCGAAAUGGAGCGCAAAAUGUCGGAGAUGACCGACCGGCGCAUCAAAGUGAACUUUAUUUGCGUCGGAGCCAACAACGACACUUAUAGGUAUUCAAUUCGGGAGAUCCCUCAUGUUUUCGAGGCAAAAUAGACGUGUAUUAUUGACUGGUCAACUUUGGGUGUCAACCCGAAUCAUCGUCAAAAUAAACUGAUCGUCGUGUCACGAGGCAGAGGGCGACGACGACGUUGACAAACUUCGUGUUUCAGCGCGGUGUGGCAUCACUCGCCCGAGUUCGUGUGGCACUUCAUCGUCGACUCGGGCCCCAUUAUGGAGAUCAUUGAGAAGGAUCGCGUUCAGAUGGCCCGCGGAUACUACGCCGACUGCUUCCAGACGUAUCGAAACGACAACGUGAGCCGAGCGAUCAUCAUCUGGCGGAAAGGAUUCGGCCGCAAGUACCGUAUACAGUACGGAACCGAAGUGCAGGAGAUGCUCAUCGACAUGGAGCGCAGCGAGUUGGCGCCGGUGCAGUUUGCGAGUCUUCCAAGGUGAGGUGAGCGACGAGAGAGCGUGGGGUCCUAGAGGAGACGCAGACAUUUUACAGGCUCGACAGAAAACGCCAGAUCCCCAGGUGGAUUUUGUGGCAUGGCGACGAGUUUACGUGGGGCAAUCGGAGCAUUCCGAGAGAUUUGAGCCGUGUGGAGCACACGUGGGACGCGCUGAACGCCGUCAUUGAGCAUAGAGUGAGUAAAAGUUAUGGCGUGUUCAAAAAGUACUCGAAAACCAAUGAUUAUUUCAAAAGUCGUCAACUAUGUAUAAUGGGGUUAUUCAGGCUGUGAAAAAAAUGAUUUUUUUCCGUUUUUUUUGUUUUUUACGUCAAAAAACUCAAUUCAGCGGUGUAAAAAACGAAAAAAACGGAAAACAAACAUACGCUGAAUAGCCCCAUAAAGUUGUUGGAAAUUUUGUCUUGUACAACUUUGUACUUGAACAUUUUAAUCGAUUUGCAGAUGCGAAGCUACGAUAUUCCGUCAAUCUCGAUUCACAUUCUGCGGGAUGACAAGGUGGAAUACUCGGCGGCGUACGGACUCGCCGACAUCCUUCAAAACAUCCCGGCGACCACAAAACAUCGCUAUCGGAUCGCCUCGGUGAGCAAGCUGAUCACGGCGAUGACGAUCGGAGAACUGCUCGCCGAGCACGAGAACAUUGACCUGCUGACGCCGGUGUUCGGAGAAUCGGGCAUCCUUUCCGACGUCUGCUCGCCAUGUCAUCCCUACCUCCUGCACGUCCGAAUCAUUCACCUUCUCGAGCACUCUUCGGGCGCGUGGCCUCACACGAGCAAAUUCGAAUUCGAUUGGAUGGAACAGAACCAGACGGAGUUUCUGAUGCGAGUUGUACAGCAAGAGUUUCCGAUUCUCUUUCCGGGCGGAAGGCACAUGUACUCGAACAUUGGCUACAUUCUACUCGGCAGAAUUAUUGCCAAAGUGUCUGGGAAGAGCUACGAGGAGUAUGCGAAUGAGAAGGUGCUCAGGCCGUUGGGCGUGAACGCGACGAUUGGCAGAGAAGGCGAUCCGAAUUUAGAGGUAGUUAGUUACUUACAUUCAUCUAAUGCUUUUUUGGAACCUAAGAAGUUUAGGCCACCUACUACUCGCACGACAAUGCGAACGCCUACACAUCAUGGAGCACUCUUCGCCUCAACUCGGCCGCCGGCUGGGCGAUGACGGCGGAAGACGUCACAAAAGUGUUUCGUCAUUUGGAGAGUCACAAACUCCGACGCUUCCGCUGGAUCAUAACGCCGUCGGCGGUGCGCUGGAACUACGGACGGGGCGUGCAGCUGGGCAACGACGGAAGCCUCUACCACGUCGGAUCGCUGGCCGGCACCGAGGCAAUCGGGUACACGUGGCAAAACGUACAAGUGGCCAUACUGACAAACAUUCGGGGAAAAGAGCAGAACGAGCAGACGGGAUGGAUGGAGAAGCUGUGCAGGAGCGUCGCGGACGGACGGUUCAUCAGAUGA
This is a messenger RNA of Caenorhabditis sp. 36 PRJEB53466, 2847 nucleotides long. Lineage: Eukaryota; Metazoa; Nematoda; Chromadorea; Rhabditida; Rhabditidae. The record is from the annotation of a GenBank genome assembly.